Molecule: messenger RNA, 5130 nt
Organism: Ascoidea rubescens DSM 1968
Lineage: Eukaryota; Fungi; Ascomycota; Saccharomycetes; Ascoideales; Ascoideaceae
Gene: NST1
Product: Nst1p
Exons: 1
Coding region: 1-5130 (1709 amino acids)
Source: RefSeq, a predicted model, not a curated record
AUGCAGAAUAAUAAAGAUUCAAAAUACAUAACUGGUGAUAAUAUUCAUUUUGGUUAUGCCGAUUUUAAUAACAGUCAGCAAAGCAAUCAACAAAAUCAGCAAAAUCAGCCAAAUAGCCAGUCAAUACCAACUCAAAACCAAUCUUCAAAAUCAAAAAAAAAGAAAAGAAAGAAAUCAAAAAAUAAAAAACAAUCACAAUCACAAUCACAACCUCAAAAUCAAAAUAACAACACAGAUGAUUAUCCUUCAUCAAGAAUCAUCUCUCAAGAUUCCAAUGGGGAUAUUUUAGUUCGUGAAAUGCUCGUAAAUAAUAACGCUUCAAAUGUUCAGAAUAAUCAAAAUCAAAACCAAAAUCAAAGUCAAGUUCAAAACCAAAACCAAAAUCAAAGUCAAGUUCAAAACCAAAACCAAAAUUCUAAAAAAUCAAAGAAAAAAAAGAAAUCUUCAAACAUCUGGGAUAUGGAUUCUGCUAAAGAACUAGAAUUGGCUAAAUCUUUUUGGUAUGAACUAGCUCCCGAAGAGAAAAAAAAAUUAACAAAUAUCAAUAAAGAAAUCAUCAUUGAAACUCUAAGCAAUGAAAAACAUCAUAAAGAUAAAUGUAGAUGUUGUGGAAGAGAUUCUGAUAUAAUACAAGAGGAAUUGGAUUUUUUUAUUGAUACCUGGUAUUCCGGUGCAAAUAAUUUGAACCAAAUUCAAAAUCAGAACUACAACAACACUAACCGAAACAAUUACAAUAAUCAAAAUUAUAACUACAACAAUGACAAAAAUAUAAAUCAGAAUCGAAAUCUUAACCAAAAUCAAAAUCAAAAUCAAAUUCAAAAUCAAAAUCAAAAUCAGAUCCAGAUCCAGAAUCAAAAUCAAAUCCAGGAUCAAAAUCAAAAUCAAAUCCAAUUCAACCAUAACAAUAACUCUUUUAAUCAACAAAAUAUUAAAACCAACAAUAAACAGAAACAAUUUCAACAACAUCCUGAACAGUUACUUCAGGAAAAACACUUUCUAGAACGUUUGAAUUACCAACCGCUAACACCACAAGCUGCUCAAAAAUUACCUCAGAUCGAGAAACAUAUACAGCAGCUGAUGCAAAACGAAAAAAAUAAAGGCAGAAUUCCUGAACAUAUUCAAAAACUUUUUAAACCUGGAACUAGUCUACUUGAUAACGAAAACGUCAAUGUCAAAUUUAAUACUUUAAAAAUAACUAAAAGUGCACUUGGCGAUGCCUUUAACGAAAAACAACGACAAAAACAGCAACAGUCACCCAACCAACCUCAACCUCAAUCACAGCAAUUACAUCUGAAUCAACAACAACAACUACAAAUCCAAAAUCAAAUGCAGAAUCUGGCUCAGAUCCAAAAUCAAAUACAAAUGCAAAACCAGUUGCAUAUGCAGAAUCAAAUACAAAACCCGAAUCAAACACAAAAUUCUAACCAAGUUCAGAUGAACAUGAAUCGUAUGAAUACACAGGGAAUAAAUGCCUCCUCAUAUCGGGGUAAAAUAUCAGGGAGAGAGUUUUUUCAAACGUUUUUUCCUGAUGAACAAGUGGCUUUAAAAAAAGUCGCAGAAGAUUUGGUCGAAGAAGAUGGCAAAAAAUUUAUGCAAAUUCUAGAAAAAAUAACCGAUUCUUCAAAUAUAUCCAAACGGGUUAGAGAAAACUUUUCAAAUACAGAUAAUUCGAAGAAUUUUUUACCAAGAAAGACCAAUUCAGUUAAUAACAACAAUAUUGAUAAUAAUCAAAAUAAUAAUCAAAAUAAUAAUCAAAAUAAUGAAAAUUCUUCUGAGUUUAGAAAUGAAAAAAAUAUGGAUUAUGACAAAAGGAAUAGCCAAAUCGGUUUGAACGAGGGAAGAAUCGCUAAACCAGCAGAAAACGAUACUUCUAAUUCAGGUGUAUAUGAUAGUGAAGGCUCAAUAGAGUGCAAUUGUGAUCAUCAUCACCAUCACCAUCACCAUGAUCAUGAUGUCUAUGAAGAAGACGAUUAUGAGGAAGAUGAUGAUGAAGAAACUGAAGACCAUCAUCAUAGCCAUCAUAAUCAUAUUGACAUGGAAGAGCAUUCUGAACAGCAUUAUAUGUGUUCUCAUAGAAGUCAGGGUGUUGAUCAUUCCUUGGGUUUACCGGAAGACGAAUAUGAUGUGGAUGAAGACGAAGAUGACGAAGACGAAGACGAUGAAAAUGAAGAAGAUGAAGACGAAGACGAUGAAGAUGAUGAUGAAGAUGAUGAUGAAGAUGAAGAUGAAGAUGAAGAUGAAGAUGAAGAUGAUGAUAAUGGUAAUAAUGAAGGAAAUUAUCAUGCAGGACCGGGUCGGUCAAGUAAUAAUAAAAGUAAAAAACAAAACCAGCCAACAGCCAGUCAAAUAGAAAGAGAUAACCAAUUAAAAUAUGAAGAAGGUAGAAAAUUGGUUCAAUUAAUAAUCUCCAAAGUUUUUAAAGAACGAUUAUUUAAGGCAUUUCGUCAAAAAGUGGCCGAAGAUCGUCAGAAUCAGUUUGUUAAAGAGCUAGAAGAAGAAGAGAAAAAGAAGAAAUUGAGAGAAGAAAAGAAAAAACAGGAAAAAGAAAAGAAAAAAAAAAUAAAACAGGAAAGAAAACAAGCAAUUGAAGAAGAAAGACUUAAAAGAGAAGCUGCAAGAGCUGAAGAAAUAAGAAAAAGAGAAGAAGAGUUGAAACGGAGAACUUUAGAAGGUAGAAAGAGAAAAGAAUUGGAGCGUCAAAAGAAAGAAGAAGAAAGAAGAAAGAUGAUUGAAAAAAGACAAGAAAAUGAAAGAUUAAGAAAAGAAAGAGAAGAAAAGAAAAGAAAAGAAGCAGAGGAAAAAGCUCGAAAAGAAAUGGAGGCUAAGAAAAAGAAAAUGGAAGAAGAGAGAAUUUUAAAGUUAAAGAAGGAAAAAGAAGAAAAAAAAGAAAUAGAGAGAUUAAAACGAGAAGAAGAAAGAUUAAAAAGAGAAAAAGAGAAAAAAGAGGAAGAAGAGAGAAAAAUUAGACAAGAACAAAAAAGAAAAGAACGAGAAAGGAAAGAGCAAGAGAGAAAAGAACGGGAAAAAAAAGACCAAGAAAGAAAAGACCGAGAAAGAAAAGAGCAAGAAAAACUUCGAAGAGAAAAUGAAAGAAAAGAACAAGAAAAACUUCGAAAAAUUGAGGAAGAAUCUAAAAAAAUUGAAAGAUUAAAAUUGAGACAAAGUUUAGAUGCAAAUGCAGAUGAAGGUCAAAAACCCAAACUGAAUGAAGCCAAAAUAGAAAGUGCAAACACAUUAGAACAUCUUAAUUUUAAUGGACUUGAUAUUGGUGAUAAAAAUGAGUAUAAAAAUAGUGAAAAUAAUCCAAAUAUGGAAGAAAGUUUAAAUGUAAUUAAUAAUUUAUCACAGCCAGGAACAAGUUCAUCAAUUUUGUAUUCCAAUCUAGGGAAAUUUAAUCAGAGCUUGCCAAAUUAUCUUAAUUUUCCGAUUAAUUCCAAUUCGAUUCUUACAGCAAAUAGUGGAUUUGGAAAUACAUUUGACAAUUCUAAUUCUGGAUUUUUGAAUAGUAAUAUUGGAACUCCGCAGGUUAAUACGAAUAAUGUGAACAAUAUUUUAAGUCCUACUGGUUCUACUCUUUCACCUGUGGGAUUUGUACCAAGUAAUAAAGGCACACCGUUACCAUUUUCGAAUUUAAAUUUGAAUACUAGUGGUGCAGCUACUAAUAAUAUGAGUACUAUUAACAAUGGUAAUGUUUCAAUGGGGCAAUUUUCCAAUGCAACGUUAUUAAAUGGGAAUUUGAAUACUGGAUCGCCAUUAUUAACACAACUUGGAUUGAAUAAAGGAGCAGGACAUUUGGGAAGCAAUCAAAUUGGGACCAAUAAUAUUAAUAAGAUUGAUUUAAUAUGGGGAAAUGGAACUCCGAUUUCUGGUAAUACUAAUUUUAAUACUAAUUUUAAUAAUACUGGACACUUUGAUUCUAUGAAUAGUAUAUUGACACAGUAUUCUUUAAAUAAUAAUUUGGGUAACAACAUUGCAGUUACAGGAGGAAGUGUUUCGCAAGGGUCUACAAUAAAUAAUGAUUCUAGUUCUACAUUUUCUGGAUUUAGUGAAAAUAACCAAGCCAAUGUCGUGAAUGGAAGUUUAGGUAGUAAUACCAAUCAUACACCAAUUGAUAAUCACAGCAGUUUAUUUUUUGGAAAUUCGGGUGGUAAUAAUGGAAACAAUGGAAAUAAUGGAUUGAGCCAUAUGGGCAGUAACCUUAGCUUGAAUAAUAAUAAUAACAACAACAACAAUAAUAAUGGGAAUAUUAAUGGGAAUAUUAAUAGUAAUAUCAAUAGUAAUAACAAUGUUGGUGGGAUAUUAGGAAGAAGUCUUAAUACACCGACGUUGGGUGGAGUUUCACUAAGUGCAUCGAAUUCUUUGGGAAGUAGCACUCUUGGAGGCAAUAGUUUUGUUGGGAGUGGGCUAAACAAUGCAUUGGGGGGAAACAUUCUCAAUGGAAACAAUAUUAGUAACACAUUGGGUGGAAAUACACUUGGUGCAUUAGGAGCUAACACACUCGGUAAUAAUUUAAGUGGUAAUGGGCUAGGUGGUAAUACGUUGGGCAGUAGCCUAGGGGGCAACACACUAGGAAACAGCCUCGGCGGCAAUCUCAACAGUAACCUUUUGGGCAAUAGUGGUUUAGGUGGUGGCACACUUGGAGGAAAUCUAUUGGGAGGAAGUAGUUUGGGUGGAACCAAUGUGUGGAGCAGCGGGUUCAACGGUGGACUAAAUUCGUCGGUGUGGGAUAAUUCAGUGAGCAACAACAGCUCUUUAAGCAACAGCAUGUUGGGAAGCAGUUCGAUAAAUACUGAUGGCGAUGGUGGAUUGUGGCCAGCAGGUGUGGCCAGCACAAACACCAGCAGCGAAAAGGAAAUCAUCUCACAAAAGAUCUACGAGGCGUACGAGUUGCUCAAAAGGAACAACCAGAUGGAAGGAGGAUGGGUUGGAACGCAGUUGCUCUUCCAGACAACGAGGUCUUUGUUGAUCUCGACCCCUGUCAACAACUUGACGUUGAGCGCCUUCACAACGUUAGUGAUCUUGAACCAAAACAGCGAGUACCAGUUCAGCUACCACCCAGAAAACGGGCCCAUCACCCACAUCAAGGUCGACGUCAGGCCCCCAGGCCCUGCGUACACAGAGCCCCAGUAA